Molecule: messenger RNA, 243 nt
Organism: Acanthocheilonema viteae
Lineage: Eukaryota; Metazoa; Nematoda; Chromadorea; Rhabditida; Onchocercidae
Source: the annotation of a GenBank genome assembly
AUGCAAUCGAUGCAAACAAAAGGAGCACACGGCAAAAAUCAAACAUCGGAUGACAGGAUGGGUUUAAUUGGUACUGAACAAUUGUCAUCAAUUAUUUCACAAAAUUUUCACGAUGAAAAAGGAUCACCUUUGCUAUUUAGUGAGGAUAAUUCAAUGGUAAUAAAUUCAAUGGAACCGCAUGAAAAACGACGAAGACGACGUAAGCGACGACGAACAUUAGAUGUAUACUUUUGUGAAUUUUGA